AUGCCAGCAGUUGAAGCCAGAAACCAAAAACAACAAAAAACUGCUGCGAGCCCCCAAAGAGGAACGUAUCCAAUAAAUGAAGUAAAACUGGUUAAAAUUAGUGUAUUUAAUGGUCCUUGUAACACAACCACAAAAAAUAAUGCAUUCAGACAAUUGACUAACCUCAGGGUACUGCAGCUCUGCAAGAAUGAAAUUCCUUGUGCAUUGCCACCCAGCCUGGAAGUCCUUAAGCUGAAUAACAACAAAAUACAAGAGUUACAUGAUUCAGACUUUGAUGGCUUGAAGAACCUCAGGCUUCUAGACCUUCAGAAUAACAUGAUUGUAGCUCUUAAUUCAAGCAUCUUUUCUGCCCCCAGAAAUUUGAUAAGUCUGAACACUGAUGGAAAUGGCAUGAAGUCAAUUGAUGCCUCUUUCUGUCUUUCUAGACUUAAUAGAUUGUGUCUCUAAGGCAACAGGCUUUCCUCUCUACAUUCAAAGUUCUUUGUUUUUCUACAGUCAUUGGAGGUCAUCAACCUGGCUAGAAAUCAACUUGUAAAAGUACCACAUGAGCUGCCUAAGUGUCUUUUAUCUUUAAACCUUGCAGUAAAUAAUAUCAAAGGUCUGAGACUGUGGAACAUCAGGCAUCUUGACCGACUUUCAAAUAUGGUUCUUUCUGGAAACCAGAUUUUGCAAGUUGAUCAUGGUGUUCUUGAUUUACCUAAUUUGACCACAACAGAUCUUUCUACUAAUCUGCUGAAAGCUGUACCACAAAACUUGCAGAGAGCCUUCAGAAAUUUGACUGCAGCAAUAACCCUUGAACUGAAUGCCCUUCAGAAUUGCUUGCAGAUGUUUAGUCUUGCUCUAGAGCAGGACCAUCUCUAUCCCAUUAAAAUACGGCAUCACGGUGGUGUUGUCUGUGAAAACUUUAAGAGGGCCAAGAAGAAACAUGGUGUGAAACGUGUUGAUGCAGUCUGA
Protopterus annectens (West African lungfish) is the source of this 954-nucleotide messenger RNA. Its product is annotated as nephrocan-like. NCBI's taxonomy places the organism in Eukaryota, Metazoa, Chordata, Ceratodontiformes, Protopteridae. Gene Ontology annotation, molecular function: protein binding. The record is from RefSeq and is a predicted model, not a curated record. Gene Ontology annotation, cellular component: extracellular matrix. The transcript is spliced from 5 exons.